Molecule: messenger RNA, 425 nt
Organism: Acaulospora colombiana
Lineage: Eukaryota; Fungi; Glomeromycota; Glomeromycetes; Diversisporales; Acaulosporaceae
Source: the annotation of a GenBank genome assembly
AUGGACCCUUCGGAUUCCACGAAGUAUCCGUUGUUCAGAUUCAUUCCGUCGUUGAGCCUGCCGCCUUUGUCUCACUCAAACCUCGAAAAAGCGCGUCAUUCACCAGAUGGCGCGACAUCGAGGCGCGAAAUUCUUCAACAUAAUCCAGAACUAACCAGAUAUGCAAGUCAUCCUACACCUGCAACACCUCUUCCCGAAAAGGUAAUUCCUCUGAAACGGCAGAGGUCCGGCCCGCCAAGAAUAUCCGUUUCCGACGUGACUUCUUGCAUGAAAAGUGGUCAUAAACAGGGACGUAGUUGGCCAGCAAACCUUAUUCAGCUCUUCAUUCCAACCGUGCACACACGAAACUACAUUCGGAAUGGGAGUCUAUACCGUACAGUCCUCACAAUAAAUCAGCCAUUCAGGGAGCCGAUACAUCUACUAGG